CUCAGCUCCUGUGCCUCUGCCCUCUCACCAUUGUAGUACAGCUCCUGACACACCACAGGCCUCUCUCUCUAUCUCUCUCUCAAACAAGCUUGGAUUCCUGGUAGUGCAAGCAAAGCAAGAACCAGAAGCUAGUACUAGUAUUUCUCUUGCUCCCUCCCUCUCUUAUUUCUCCUGGUUAUUGCAUACUACAUCAGAGACAACAAGCUCUCCCCUUCUUCAUCACCUCUCCUCCCAUUGGCCAUCUCUAACUCAUAGGCUCCUCCCAGUAUACCUUUUCCUUCUCUUGUAUUUUUCUUACCACUUUGUAGUUUGUAGCUUGUAGCCUGCAAGGUGCUUUCUUACUGCAGUGGUGGUGGAGGCUAUUGUUUGAGAAGACAUGAGCUUGGUCCCUCUUUGCCCUCCUGAUUAGCCCUUGGCACCACUACAAGAUUUGCAGUGGAACAGGAGCUGCAAGGAAAGGGAGCAAGAAAGGCAUCAAGAAUGGAUCUUUCCGGACCGCAGGGCGAGCUGCCGAUGGCAAUGCACGGCGGCGGCGGCGGCUUGCCGUAUCUGGGUCUGCACCACGAGCAUGAGCAGCAGCAGCAUCACCACCACCAUGGCGCCAAUGGCCGGCACAUGUCGCCGCCGGAGGUGUCGGAGGAGUCCAAGAACAGGCAGGUGGUGGCGGUGGUGUCCGCCGCCUCAGGAGGUGGCGGAGGAGGGAUGAGGUACCGGGAGUGCCUCAAGAACCACGCGGCGGCCAUCGGCGGGAGCGCGACGGACGGGUGCGGCGAGUUCAUGCCGGCGGGGGAGGAGGGCUCGCUGGACGCGCUCCGGUGCUCCGCCUGCGGGUGCCACCGCAACUUCCACCGCAAGGAGCCCCCCGGCGGCGACGGCGUCGGCGGGUGGCAGCUGUACCAGCACCACCAGCUGGCCGGCGGCCCUCUGAGCCCGCUCCACCACCACCACCGCGGGCUCCUGGUGGCUGCACUGCCCCCGACGCCGACUCGCAUGGUGAUGCCGCUGAACGCCGCCACCAUGCAGCAGCUGCAUUACCACAACACGUCGGCGGAGUCCGACGACGCUCGGGCUCCCCAGCCGCCGGCGCGGAAGCGGUUCCGGACCAAGUUCACGGCGGAGCAGAAGGCGCGCAUGCUGGGGUUCGCGGAGGAGGUCGGGUGGCGGCUGCAGAAGCUGGAGGACGCCGUCGUGCAGCGCUUCUGCCAGGAGGUCGGUGUGAAGCGCCGCGUCCUCAAGGUCUGGAUGCACAACAACAAGCACACCCUCGCUCGCCGCCACGGCGACCCGCAGCACCAUCCCGGCGGCGGCCCGCCGCACCCGGAGCCCGGAGGGCCCGGUCGGAGCCCCAGCCCGUCCCCGCCGCAGCUCCUGCUCGAGUAGCCAACACCCAACAGCAUUGAUCAAGACGGUGCUGACGAAGCACCCACUGAUGACGACCACUUCACUCUAGCUCUUGUUAAUUCUAGCGUAGCAGCAUUGCAUUCCACUGUUCCAUCCAUCAACCAAACUGAUGCUUAAUUUCCAUGGAUUUUCUUCUUGAUGUAUGUCUCUAGCUCUUCCUUUUCUUUUCUUUUAUCUUUCUGAUGUCUCUAACUUGCUGUCAUGUUCUCGAGUGACUGAUGUGGGAGGUGAAACUGAAAAUCACUCCUAUUGUUCAUGUCUUAUGUGCCUUUCAUGGCCCUGUUCAUCCACCUGAUAACAUGACAUGAUCUGCAUGCUAUUCUUCAGUUCAGACAUGAGCUUACGAGUUCUUAAUUGUCAUUGGC
This is a messenger RNA of Phragmites australis (common reed), 1766 nucleotides long. Its product is annotated as zinc-finger homeodomain protein 3-like. Gene Ontology annotation, biological process: regulation of developmental process; regulation of DNA-templated transcription. Gene Ontology annotation, molecular function: DNA-binding transcription factor activity; transcription cis-regulatory region binding. The record is from RefSeq and is a predicted model, not a curated record. Lineage: Eukaryota; Viridiplantae; Streptophyta; Magnoliopsida; Poales; Poaceae. The coding region runs from base 481 to 1380 and encodes 299 amino acids. Gene Ontology annotation, cellular component: nucleus. The transcript has 2 exons.